AUGCCCCUCAUUGGGCUGGGAUGCUGGCAGUCCCCCCCGGACCAGGUGACGCAGGCGGUGGAGGCGGCGCUGGACGCCGGCUACCGCCACAUCGACACCGCCUACAACUACCUCAACGAGGAGGCCGUCGGCGCCGGCAUCCGCAACUGGCUCGAGAAGACAGGCAAGAGCAGGGGCGAGGUCUUCGUCGUGACCAAGCUGCCCAUGAUCGGCAUGAACGAAGGAGGCGUGGAGAAGUUCCUGAAGAAGUCCCUGAAGAAGUUGCAGCUGGGCUACGUGGACCUCUACCUCCUCCACGGGCCCGUCGGCGUGAUUGGCAAAGACGACAACGAUGUCUUCCCGGUGGUCGAUGGGAAGCUGAACGUGGAUUUCGGAACAGACCUUAUCGCCGUCUGGAAGGAAAUGGAGAAGAUGAAGACGCUCGGCCUGGCCAAGUCCAUCGGCGUCUCCAACUUCUCCAUCAAGCAGCUGAGGAAGAUCUGCGCCGUUGCGAAGAUUCCUCCGUCCGUGCAGCAGGUUGAGUUACACGCGCACUUCCAGCAGCACGACAUGCAGGAGUUCUGCAAGAGCCACAACAUCGCCAUCACCGCCUACGCCCCCCUCGGCUCCCCCGGCCGGCAGAACAUUCCUAUGCUGAGCGGCGGCAAUAUACCGACGCUGCUGGAGGACCCCGUGGUGCGGCUGGUGGCCGAGAGGCACGGCGUGACGACGGCGCAGGUCCUCCUCCGCUUCCUGGUCCAGCAGGGCCUCAUCGCCAUCCCCAAGUCCGUCACGCCCUCGCGCAUCGCCGCCAACAUCGACGUGUGGAAGUUCACGCUGACGGACACCGAGAUAGCCUCCCUCAGGAGCCUCGACAAAGGGCCCUCCGGUCGCUCCUUCGUCUUCGCCAACCGCCCUGGCAGUGUAAAUAUUAGACGGAAAGCAGCACAACAUAUAGUUCAGGUGAAGAUUGUAGGGAGCGUAACGAUAAAGCAACCGCGGGACGUCAAAUCUCACAAUGCUAUUGCAGAAGACGAGUUUGUAUUCUAUAGAAUUUCAAGUGCGAAGAAACGUAAAUUUUCCGAUGUUGUAAUUACACUGUCAGAUAUGGACAAGGCAAUCACUCUGAGCUGUGGAAUUUGCAUGCCUCUCGUUGGGCUUGGCUGCUGGGAGUCCCCCCCGGACCAGGUGACGCAGGCGGUGGAGGCGGCGCUGGACGCCGGCUACCGCCACAUCGACACCGCCUACAACUACCUCAACGAGGAGGCCGUCGGCGCCGGCAUCCGCAACUGGCUCGAGAAGACAGGCAAGAGCAGGGGCGAGGUCUUCGUCGUGACCAAGCUGCCCAUGAUCGGCAUGAACGAAGGAGGCGUGGAGAAGUUCCUGAAGAAGUCUUUACAGAAGUUGCAGCUGGGCUACGUGGACCUCUACCUCAUCCAUCUCCCCAUCGGCAUGAAAACCUCGGCCGAGAGACCGAGCAGCCUCACUCUGACUCGCUGUGUUGACAUACGCACUGCUGAGUCACCUGCGGCGUCGGGUGAGCCUUUUACGUUUACUACUUCGCAUGCUGAGUUGGCUUUAAGCACAACAAUGGAAAAGACAGUCAAGCUGAGCUGCGGAGGUCGCAUGCCUCUUAUCGGGCUGGGAUGCUGGCAGUCCCCCCCGGACCAGGUGACGCAGGCGGUGGAGGCGGCGCUGGACGCCGGCUACCGCCACAUCGACACCGCCUACAACUACCUCAACGAGGAGGCCGUCGGCGCCGGCAUCCGCAACUGGCUCGAGAAGACAGGCAAGAGCAGGGGCGAGGUCUUCGUCGUGACCAAGCUGCCCAUGAUCGGUAUGUACGAAGGAGGCGUGGAGAAGUUCCUGAAGAAGUCUUUACAGAAGUUGCAGCUGAGCUACGUGGACCUCUACCUCGUCCAUGCACCCAUCGGCAUGAAGGGUAAACAUGACAACGAUGUUUUUCCGAUGGUCGAUGGGAAGCUGAACUUAGAUUAUGCAACUGACCUCAUUGCUGUGUGGAAGGAAAUGGAGAAGAUGAAGACGCUCGGCCUGGCCAAGUCCAUCGGCGUCUCCAACUUCUCCAUCAAGCAGCUGAGGAAGAUCUGCGCCGUUGCGAAGAUUCCUCCGUCCGUGCAGCAGGUUGAGUUGCACGCGCACUUCCAGCAGCACGACAUGCAGGAGUUCUGCAAGAGCCACAACAUCGCCAUCACCGCCUACGCCCCCCUCGGCUCCCCCGGCCGGAAGCAGAUGGCUCAGCUGAGGUUCAGCCACGAGGUGCCGGAGUUGCUGGAGGACCCCGUGGUGCGGCUGGUGGCGGAGAGGCAGGGCGUGACGGCGGCGCAGGUCCUCCUCCGCUUCCUGGUCCAGCAGGGCCUCAUCGCCAUCCCCAAGUCCGUCACGCCCUCGCGCAUCGCCGCCAACAUCGACGUCUGGAACUUCGCUCUGACCGAUACCGAGAUGGCAGCACUGAGGAGCCUCGACAAAGGGCCCUCCGGUCGCUCCUUCACGACAAAGAUGUCAGACCACCCUGAAUGCGAUAUGGAAUAACCUGCUCAAGAUAUUCUUCGUGUAAAUUCAUCAGAUGUCGACAGGAGUGUAAAUGACAAGCAAUACUUUACGUAAUGUACUCUUUCGCGCAAUAAUAUUUUGGAUGUGUAAAUAAUCAUUCGUGUAGAAGUGUAGUUCUUAAAAACUGUGUGUAAAUAAAGAUUAACAGAAUGACGUGUUACAUUCUUGGUGACUCAUCCUU
This is a messenger RNA of Penaeus chinensis, 2731 nucleotides long. RefSeq lists its product as uncharacterized. NCBI's taxonomy places the organism in Eukaryota, Metazoa, Arthropoda, Malacostraca, Decapoda, Penaeidae. Gene Ontology annotation, molecular function: aldose reductase (NADPH) activity. The record is from RefSeq and is a predicted model, not a curated record. Bases 1 to 2529 code for a protein of 842 amino acids. Gene Ontology annotation, cellular component: cytosol. The transcript is spliced from 22 exons.